Prorocentrum cordatum is the source of this 371-nucleotide messenger RNA. The record is from the annotation of a GenBank genome assembly. NCBI's taxonomy places the organism in Eukaryota, Dinophyceae, Prorocentrales, Prorocentraceae.
GCCACGGGAAGCCCGCGGACUGGUGGGCCUUCGGGGUCUUCGUCUUCGAGCUGCUGACCGGCACCACGCCCUUCGUGGGCAGGCCCGCGGACGUGUACCGCCAGGCGUGCCACGACGAGGUCCAGUUCCCGAGCCGCAUGCCGGACGACGAGAGGGACCUCAUCGGCAGGCUGAUGACGAGGGAGCCGUCGAGGCGCCUGGGGAGCAGCGGGAGGCUCGGCGGGGCCUCGGAGGUGAAGGCGCAUCCCUGGUUCCGGACGACUCUGGACUGGGACCGCGUGAUCCAGAAGCGCUACCAGCCCCCACUGGUGCCCUCGUCGAGAUGCCUGGACUACGUCUGCCCAUCCUCCGAGGAUUCGACGGCGGGAUGA